CAGCGGCCAACGAUUCCCGUCGUGCUUUGGGGUUUCGUGAAGUGGAGCUCCGCGGGUCUCUCGUUCCUCUCCCCGAUAGAAGUUUUUCAGCCAAAAUGGCGGACGUGCUGGAUCUUCAUGAGGCGGGCGGGGAGGACUUCGCGAUGGACGAAGAUGGGGACGAAAGCAUUCACAAGCUGAAGGAAAAAGCUAAGAAGAGGAAAGGCAGGGGCUUUGGUUCUGAGGAGGGCUCCAGAGCCCGAGUUCGCGAGGACUACGACAGCGUUGAGCAGGAUGGAGAUGAGCCAGGCCCUCAGAGGUCGGUGGAAGGCUGGAUUCUCUUUGUCACUGGAGUUCAUGAGGAGGCCACAGAAGAGGACAUUCAUGACAAGUUUGCAGAAUUUGGUGAAAUCAAGAACCUGCACUUGAACCUUGACCGGCGGACGGGCUACCUGAAGGGUUAUACACUCGUGGAGUAUGAAACAUACAAAGAAGCCCAGGCAGCAAUGGAGGGUCUCAAUGGGCAGGACCUUAUGGGGCAGCCCAUCAGCGUGGAUUGGUGUUUCGUCAGGGGGCCUCCAAAAGGAAAGCGAAGGGGUGGCCGUAGGAGGAGCCGCAGUCCUGAUCGGAGAAGGCGCUGAGAAGAACCCCCCUCCCCUUCACUGGUUCAUAAGACAAGUUUUGUUGAACCUGAGGGAGGCACCAGUGUGUACUGGCAGGCCUGAGUGCUAGAAUCUCUCUUGCCCCUGCCCCUCCCCAGGGAUUAUUUUUUAAUGAUGAUAUAUAUGCCCUACUGAGCAUUUUUUCUAUUUGUAUCUGUCUCAAAUUACAAGAGACUUCCCUUAUUGAUUUCCUUGGAAACACCACCGUUCCCUCUGUUACCAUCGAGAUCACUUGACUUCUUAGUUUGAGAAGGGACUCUGAAGCCAACACCAAGAAUAAAAAGGCUUUUUUUAAAAAAAAGAAAAACCUAGAACAGUUGUAUUAAGCUUCUUUCUACAAAAUUAAAUGGCUGGAGUGU
Eublepharis macularius is the source of this 1000-nucleotide messenger RNA. It is a transcript of the gene RBM8A, whose product is annotated as RNA binding motif protein 8A. The coding region runs from base 96 to 620 and encodes 174 amino acids. Gene Ontology annotation, cellular component: nucleus; cytoplasm; exon-exon junction complex. The transcript is spliced from 6 exons. The record is from RefSeq and is a predicted model, not a curated record. Gene Ontology annotation, biological process: RNA splicing. NCBI's taxonomy places the organism in Eukaryota, Metazoa, Chordata, Lepidosauria, Squamata, Eublepharidae. Gene Ontology annotation, molecular function: mRNA binding.